Messenger RNA from Thlaspi arvense, 909 nucleotides. The record is from the annotation of a GenBank genome assembly. NCBI's taxonomy places the organism in Eukaryota, Viridiplantae, Streptophyta, Magnoliopsida, Brassicales, Brassicaceae.
AUGGAAAAAGAACAGGAAGACCAGCUUGCAAGUUUGCUCAGUGUUCUUCCCCCUGUGGAGUUCUGCUGUGUUUAUGGCUCAUCUCUCCACCCAAAUAAUGCAGAUAAGUCAUCAAUGGUUGAUUACAUUCUUGGUGUGUCAGAUCCUCUGAAGUGGCAUACUGAGGCAAGUUGUAAACUGCUAUACCUUCCAUUUUCUUUGUAUAAUUUGGAAAUGAACCCGGACCACUAUGCUUCAUGGAUGGUACAACUUAAGGGUGCAAAGCUGAUUACUCAAGUUGCUGAUGAAAUUGGUGUAGGUGUACACUUCAACCCAUUUGUUACUUGGAAGGACAAGAUGUUCAAGUAUGGAGUUGUCCGAAUGGAUGACUUGAUUAGAGAUCUACUAAAUUGGGAAAAAUUCUACCUGAGUGGUCGUCUACAAAAACCUGUUCAUAUUCUUGUGGAUAACUUGGACAUUGGAAAUUUAAACUCUGUUAAUCUGAGGGCUGCAAUAUCUGCUGCUUUACUACUUUCACCGUCCAAAUUCUCUGAGGAACACCUAUAUGCCAAGAUAUGUAGUCUCUCGUACAUGGGUGACUUGCGUAUGCUUUUUGCAGAGGACAAAAAUAAGGUGAAGAAGAUUGUGCAGGGGCAAUUUGGGUUAUUCCGAAUAAUGUACAAGCCAUUUCUAGAUGAAUAUGCAACCAAGGAUUUGUUGAGAUUCUCAUCAUCUGGUGGUCACCAAUUAAAUUUUUCCCAGGAUUGUGGAUUAUCUGCAGCUUCCUCCCUUGUAUCACGUCUUCCUCCUACUGUCAGAAGCGAGAUGGGGUUGAAGUUAGGAGAGACGAGACAAAUAAACGAAUCUGGUAUAGUCUUAAAUAACUACUUCCAGAGAACGUGCUAUACAGGUGGUUUUGACGUAUUUUAA